Messenger RNA from Salvelinus namaycush (lake trout), 570 nucleotides. Its product is annotated as protein FAM219A. The transcript has 6 exons. The record is from RefSeq and is a predicted model, not a curated record. Bases 1 to 570 code for a protein of 189 amino acids. Lineage: Eukaryota; Metazoa; Chordata; Actinopteri; Salmoniformes; Salmonidae.
AUGAUGGAAGAGAUACCGGUAGAUAGAUUUCAGGUGCCUAGCGCUGUUCAGGCGGAGAUGCAGCCGCUUGACCCGGCAUCGUCCACGGCUUCUUCGGAGGCAGACUCAGACACGAGGGAGGGCGAGCCAGUCACUAUUAACUACAAGCCCUCUCCUCUGCAGAUGAAGAUAGAGAAACAGCGAGAGCUGGCCAGGAAGGGAUCACUGAAGAAUGGCAAUGCAGGAAGUCCAGUGAACCAGCAGCCCAAGAAGAACAAUGUCAUGGCCAGAACACGGCUGGUGGUGCCCAAUAAGGGCUACUCCUCCUUAGACCAGAGCCCUGAUGAGAAGCCCCUGGUGGCCCUAGAUACAGACAGUGACGAUGACUUCGACAUGUCCAGAUACUCCUCAUCGGGAUACUCCUCAGCCGAGCAAAUCAACCAGGACCUGAAUAUCCAGCUGUUGAAGGAUGGUUACCGGCUGGACGAGAUCCCUGACGACGAAGACCUGGACCUGAUCCUGCCCAAAUCUGUCAACCCCACCUGCAUGUGCUGCCAAGCCACCUCCUCCACCGCCUGUCAAAUCCAGUAG